AUGAAGAAGUGGCCUGGGAGCGAGGAGCCGACGGAGACGGCGGUGAAUCACGCGUUUGAUCAGAGCUUGCCGUGGUACGAUUACCUGCAGUCGAUGCCGGAAAAGGCGAGGAGGUAUAACCUUGCGAUGAAGCUGCAUAGUGGGAUGAGGGGUUUUCGGUGGGGCAUACAGGUCACACGGACUGUACAUGACUUUUUCGAGCCGCAGACGGUUGUUGCUGAUGUCUAUUUCUUCCGAUGGAUAUUCCACGGUUUCUCGGACAAGUACAACAUCAAGAUACUUCGAGACCUCUGCGGCGCAGAGCUGGGGAAGCUGAUUAGCGGAGCCAAAGAGCCACUCACUGUUCUUUUCGGAUCCAAGAAGAACCGCGAUAUCCUUGAGGACGUCUACAGUACCAGUCCCAUGUACGUCAUCAUGUCACAGCUGCUCACGCGCUUUCUUGAAAAGGCUCUGAGCGGCGCCUCACCCGGCCCAGGUGGUGUAUUCCGAAUCAUUGAGCUCGGCGCUGGAACAGGAUCAACCACCAAAUAA
Molecule: messenger RNA, 531 nt
Organism: Podospora pseudopauciseta
Lineage: Eukaryota; Fungi; Ascomycota; Sordariomycetes; Sordariales; Podosporaceae
Exons: 2
Coding region: 1-531 (176 amino acids)
Molecular function (GO): methyltransferase activity
Source: RefSeq, a predicted model, not a curated record